UUUAGAAAUGAGCAAAUUUGGUGUCGUAAAAAGCGCGGUUUGUGUCUAAGUGAAGCACAUAAGCCGCAAUCCAAUGAUCCCAGUCAACCCCUUCUUCUACGUUAUUUGAUCGAAAACACAAAACAGAGAGCUGAGUUAUUCAUCAUUCUUAGAAAACAAAGACAAAGAUGAUGAAACCAGAGACAGUAACAUUGGUGCUGGUGAAUCUAGCAGGUAUUAUGGAACGAGCCGAUGAAUCAUUGUUACCUGGAGUAUACAAAGAAGUCGGUGCUGCUCUUAACGCUGACCCCACCGCCUUAGGUUCUCUCACUCUUUUCCGAUCACUUGUUCAAUCAUUCUGUUACCCUCUUGCUACUUACCUCGCCACCCGUUACAAUCGUUCACAUGUUAUUGCUCUUGGUGCUUUUCUUUGGGCUGCCGCUACGUUCCUCGUUGCCAUCUCAUCUACCUUUUUACAGGUGGCAAUUUCAAGAGGUUUAAAUGGGAUUGGACUUGCCAUUGUUGCUCCAGCAAUUCUGUCCCUGGUUGCUGACUCCACUGUUGAUAGCAAUCGUGGCAUGGCUUUUGGGUGGCUGCAACUUACAGGAAACCUUGGAAGCAUCAUUGGUAAUCUCUUUGCUGUACUGCUAGCCUCAACAUCGAUCUUUGGCAUACCUGGUUGGAGAAUAGCUUUUCACAUUGUUGCAUUGGUGAGUAUCAUAGUUGGUAUAUUAGUAGGCAUCUUUGCUAAUGAUCCACAGUUUUCAAAGAAAGCCGGAAGAGCUACAUAUCAAGCUCCAAACAAGCCCUUUUAUUCUGAAAUGAAAGAUCUACUGAAAGAAGCAAAGUCAGUUAUAAGAAUUCCAACAUUUCAAAUACUUGUGGCUCAAGGAGUCUCCGGAUCAUUUCCCUGGUCUGCGUUGUCAUUUGCCACUCUUUGGCUAGAAUUAAUAGGCUUCUCCCACAUGACAACAGCAUUGCUUUGGUCCCUAUUUAUAGUUGCUGUUUCAUUUGGGGGUCUGUUUGGAGGAUGGAUGGGGGAUAUGUUAUCCCAAAGGUUACCAAAUUCCGGAAGAAUAAUGUUGUCACAAAUAAGCUCAGGUUCAGCCGUUCCUCUAGCCGCAAUUUUGUUGUUGGGAUUGCCUGAUGAUCCAUCUACAGCCUUCAUGCACGGUCUGGCUCUGUUCAUCAUGGGAUUGUGCAUAUCCUGGAAUGGCGCAGCAACUAACAAUCCAAUAUUUGCAGAAAUAGUCCCUGAGAAGUCCCGGACGGCAAUAUAUGCUUUGGAUCGAUCUUUCGAGUCUAUAUUGGCAUCGUUUGCUCCGCCUGUUGUUGGAGUUUUAGCACAACAUGUUUAUGGUUAUAAACCAAUUCCAAAAGGAUCAUCGGGCUCUGUUCAGAUUCAAACAGAUAGAGAAAAUGCUGCAUCACUGUCCAAGGCACUUUAUACUGCAAUUGGUAUUCCUAUUGCAAUUUGCUGCUUCAUCUAUUCAUUCCUUUAUUGUACCUACCCGAGGGACAGGGAGCGAGCACAAAUGGCUGCAUUAGACGAAACUGAAAUGCACCAGUUAGAGGAUGAAAACUACACGAACGAAGAAUAUUGUGAAAUUCAUGUUUUAGAAUCAAAUAAGCUGAAUGGUAAAGAAAGUAACAAGAUUGAUCAAAUAAAUCAUCUAAGGCAAGAGAGCAUUGACUUGGAUGACAAUGAUGAGAAAGUUUUGCUGUCCCGGUAGUUAACCUUACAGUUGUAGGGCUCAUUUGAAAAAUCAAGUUAUUUGAUGAA
Molecule: messenger RNA, 1762 nt
Organism: Medicago truncatula (barrel medic)
Lineage: Eukaryota; Viridiplantae; Streptophyta; Magnoliopsida; Fabales; Fabaceae
Product: protein spinster
Exons: 3
Coding region: 168-1712 (514 amino acids)
Biological process (GO): transmembrane transport
Cellular component (GO): membrane
Molecular function (GO): transmembrane transporter activity
Source: RefSeq, a predicted model, not a curated record